Drosophila hydei is the source of this 2142-nucleotide messenger RNA. RefSeq names its product inner nuclear membrane protein Man1 (gene MAN1). Gene Ontology annotation, biological process: negative regulation of BMP signaling pathway; nuclear envelope organization. Gene Ontology annotation, molecular function: chromatin DNA binding. Bases 159 to 2075 code for a protein of 638 amino acids. Gene Ontology annotation, cellular component: nuclear inner membrane. The record is from RefSeq and is a predicted model, not a curated record. Lineage: Eukaryota; Metazoa; Arthropoda; Insecta; Diptera; Drosophilidae. The transcript has 2 exons.
GCAGUGAUUUUUGUCAACUAAAUUCUUGACGCAUUCUGUAAGAUCAGAAGAAUCUCACUACAGCGCAGAAUUUAAUCAUAUUUUGUAACAUAUUUUAUAUGGUAUAAUACUAAUUAUUAAAUGGUCUUCUCUGCCAUAACACUUACAAAAAGAGCAAAAUGGACGAAAAUUUGAAUUCCCUGAGCGACCUCGAAAUACACAGAAAAUUAGCACAAAUUGGAUAUCCUAAUAUUCCAGUGACGGAAACAACAAGGCCCAUACUUAUCAAGAAACUAAUGAAACAUAUUAAAAAAGAAAAACUUCAAAGAGUAAAAGUCAAUAAUUAUGUACUCUACUACAAUGAUAAGCAAAAUACGCAUCCAGCAAUUCCAGUACAGGAAAAUUUGAAUAUAAUUGAAAAGGAACAAGAGAACAAUAAGAUUAAUGCACGUUUAAAUUCUUUAUCUCACAGAAGUGAUUCAAAUGAGAACAUGGGAAAAACUGGAGGAUUAUCUAUGUAUGCACCACCACCGCUCAUAGCGUCUCAUUAUGAAAAUGAAAAUGAGCCGCAUUCUUUGAGCAUUCAUACCCGUAAGCCGAUAUAUCCAGCAGAGAAACCAGCUCCCUAUUAUAAGCUAUAUGAAAAAUCAAAUAACUGCGAUGGAGGUGUUGUUAACAGACUCCUUAGCUUUCGGGAUGCUUCGAUUAAGAAGAAAAUCAUGUUUAAGGACGGAUACUCCGUACACUCGUCAAAGACAUUGAUGCGAAACGGAAUCGUACAGAAAUUGCUAUCGUUUGACUUGAAAUCGUUUCUUAAAAAACCAGAUGCUAGCCAAUAUAUAAUACCGCCUGUACUUAUUGGAUCGCUAUUCAUAUUUUUGGCAUUGAUUUGUGUUUUAUACACGGCAAAGAAAUUCGACCUGAGCCCCAUUACACAAACGGAAAUCAAAUAUACCAUAUGUAAUGUAAAUGACAAAGAUCUACGUCCUUCCACGCAGAAAGUGAAGUGCAUUAGCGAAGAUCAAUUUAAUAAGGCAUUAUAUAUAUGUAAGGAACUCUUUGGCUAUCUAAAUGAAAGGGCUAGACUACAUCAUUGCAUAAGCGAGGAUCAUUCUGCGACGGUUGAAAUGAGUGACUUCAAGAAGGCAUUGAGCAGGAACAAUGAGAUCCAAAAUGGCAAUCUACAAAAUAAACUAUUAGCUACGCAGUACCUAAUUGCGCAAAAUCCGCAGUGGAUGAUAAAAACAAUUGUUUCCACCUACAACUCAACAGAGCCAACAAUAUCGUUUGAGCUUAUUGAACCAAAUCUACCAUUCAAGUGCCUUAUCUUAAAGAAAAUGACACGAUUUUUUACGGUUAUUGGAUUAGUAAUUCUCACAAUAUCUGGAUUUUUCAUGAUUUAUUUUCUAUCCACCGUUUAUCGCAUGAAACAAAAAGAAAGUUUACUCUUAACGGAACAAUUUAAGAAAGAUAUUAUCAAUGAACUAAUGUAUCAUAGUACACAUACAGAAAACUCUGAGAUAAUAAUCAAUCAGUUGCAGGACAAAUUUUUGCCACCUCAUAAUCGCUCGAAGCUGUUAAGUUCGUGGAACAAAGCGCUGCAGCACUUAGAAGCAAACGACAACCGUGUACUAUUUGGUAUGAUAGUACGAAAUGGAGAACAAUUGCGGACAAUUACAUUUAAUAAGAACAUUGGCAACAAGGACUUUAGUACAUCAAAGAAAUGGCAAAGUUCUGCUUUUGAUAACUCGAAUAAGAUCGUCAAUCCGCCCACUUCCUGCUUGAAAAUUAGACACAUGUUCGAUGCAUCCGAAAUAAAGGAGCCCAAUUUGAAGCAAUUGAUAGUCGAAUCAAUAUUUGAAAAAGUUGGAUCCAACUGCAACAUAUGCGAUAUCCAGCUGGAUACUCAAUCCUGCUGCGUAUACAUUCGUUGCGCAAGUGAAGCGGACGCUGGCAUUGUGCAUAAUGAAAUCAAUGGAUGGUGGUUUGAUAAGCGUCUAAUAUCCAUUAAGUUUCUUCGACUGGAACGCUAUCUAAAUCGUUUUCCCAAAUCUCUGUCCAAUUCUUUAUAUUUAAAAUCUUCUAAUGUUAACUAACGUUGUAUUGUAAAAAUUCACUAGGAAUUUAAGAUAUUAAAACAAAAAUAUAUACAUAUUAAUUUUU